AUGUGGUCCCAGUGCUUAUUUCUCUUUCUUAUCACCAUUUCGUUGAUAAAUGUAAAAAAUAUCUCUGGGCAAGAGAAAAUAACCCUAAGGACAAGACUUGGGAAUAUAUCUGGGAUACAGUUAAAGAAUUUUACUAUUGGAGGUGUGAGCAAAGGGAACUUAUACAGGUUUUCAAAUAUUCCAUUUGGAAAACCUCCAGUUGGACAACUCAGGUUUGCUAAACCACAACCAUUUGGGUCAUGGCAUGGAAUCCUUGACGCCACAAUCAAAGGUCCAGCUUGCUAUCAAAGCCCUUCCAAAAACUUCAACGGGACAUCUGAGGACUGUCUGCAGUUAAAUAUAUACGUUCCACACAGUCUUGCAUACACAAACAGCAAAAGUGUCAUGGUCUGGAUACAUGGAGGCGGAUACAUAGGGGGAUCUGGAACAACUGAUGAUGCAAGUAUGUUUGCAUUAACCGGAGAUGUGAUAGUGGUCACUGUUAAUUAUCGUUUGGGUAUUUUUGGAUUUAUUGCAUCAAGUGAUCCGGAUGCUAGAGGAAAUGCGGGUCUGUGGGACCAAAUGAUGGCUUUAGAUUGGAUAAGGUACAAUAUAAGAGAUUAUGGUGGAAACCCUGCAUCUGUUACAAUCUAUGGAGAAUCCGCUGGUGGAUAUAGUGUUUCUUUACUGUCUUUGAUUCCAAGAAAUAGAGGGCUUUUCCAGCGUGUUAUUGCUCAAAGUGGAGUCGCUAACUCAUACCGUGCGUUGUCUAAUUUUACUUUCAUAUCUACCACUAAAGUCGCAGAAAAGGUUGGUUGUUUGAAAAAUUUGUCAUCAACUAACGACCGCGCCAUGGUGCAAUGUUUACGACAAAUCGAUGCAAAAUUGUUGUUAGAGGCAACAAGAUCUUAUCGACGGGAAAUUGGACUGAAAACAUUAUCUUACCUCCCAUUUACUCCUGUUGUGGAUGGAGAACUAUUUCGAAAAGAACCUUCUCUGCUACUUAAAGAUAAAGCUUCUUCAGAAUUCAACUUCUUCCAGUCUCUGGAUAUGAUGAUUGGAAAUUGCAAUAAUGAAGGUUCUCUACAUUGCACAACAGGGCCUUCAGCUUCUUCAUUUUUAUACGGACGCUUUCUUUAUCGCGCCAGGGGUAUCCAUGCUAAGAGAUCAUUCACACAGCAUUCAGGGAUCAACAACGUAUCAGUAUAUCUUUUCCGAUGA
Saccostrea echinata is the source of this 1200-nucleotide messenger RNA. RefSeq names its product carboxylesterase 1E-like. Bases 1 to 1200 code for a protein of 399 amino acids. The record is from RefSeq and is a predicted model, not a curated record. The transcript has 2 exons. NCBI's taxonomy places the organism in Eukaryota, Metazoa, Mollusca, Bivalvia, Ostreida, Ostreidae.